Paramecium tetraurelia is the source of this 4476-nucleotide messenger RNA. RefSeq lists its product as uncharacterized. Lineage: Eukaryota; Ciliophora; Oligohymenophorea; Peniculida; Parameciidae. The transcript has 6 exons. The record is from RefSeq and is a predicted model, not a curated record.
AUGCUUUGUGGAAUUAUCUCAUUGUUUUUGCUAAUCGAAUCUUCUUAUCAAUGGUGUGAGACUGUACAGUAGAAUGUUACAUAUUAUACCACAAAAGGCGAGCAGUUUAGAUGGAGAGUGGACUCAUUAAUCGCAGGCAACGGGCUCGAUUUCUAUUUGAUACCAAACUCAACCAUUAUGAGAUAUCACCCUGCCUUCGAUUAAAUAUCAGAUGAAGAAACUCAUUUUGGAACUCUAAUUUAGACAGGUGCCAUUAGAGCCUACGACAUAGCAAGUUCCGGAGCUUGGACAAACUCAUUCGCAUUUUUGGAAUUGGACGACAAAAAAAACAUAUACGACUUAUAUUAUUUUGAAGGAAAUGCCUUGCAAAUGGCAAAGACCCCUCAAUUUUAAAAAAAGAUUCCAUUGACUGAGAGCAACGCAGUUAUAGAUUGUUUUGAUCUUGAAUAUAUCAAUCGUGACUUAUUCGUAGUCGAUUGUGCUGAAAGGAAUUCUGCUACUCCAACAUAACCAAUGAAAAAUUAUCUCUAUGUUGUGGACAAAUUAGACACUGCUAUUACUGCUGCCAGUAAAAGAGUCGAAGUGUCCAAUCACAAAUAAUAUAAAUAAGUGAAAGGAAGGAAAAUAUAAUACCAUGUUUAUUAUAAAAAGGGAACUGGAGAAGAACUUGGAGUUGAAGUUGAUGUUGACCGUCCACAACCUCCCAGUCCCAUCAGAAUGUUAUUAAGAGGAUAAUAGGCCUUCAAUUCUGAAACAGGUAAUACCACAGUGUUAGAUCACGAUUGCUUUAUUGAUAUUGUAAUUAGAUUUGAUAAUCAAACAUUUUAAGAGGCUGGCAUAUUAGACAAAGCAAAAAUUAGUGCAGACACUAAACAGACUGUUAAUUUCACUUUAAUCGAUUUCAAAGUGUUGCCCAAUGGUGAUGUCUAUAUUUUGGAUGCCGAUCAUGGAAUAUAUGUCUAUAAAGUGACAGAGGAAGGACAAUGGGUUUAUGCUAAAACAAUCCAGACUCUUAACUAAAAAGCUUAUGGUUUUGAUGUUGUUGAUAUGUUGAAUGACGAUGGGUUUUCAGAAUUAGCCAUAGCUGUUUUGUAUGAAUCCAAUUUGUUAAUUACUGUGGCAUCAGUGUAAAAGAAUGGAUACAAUUUACCAUUCAAAGCAUCCUUACCAGCUUCAGUUUCAUUCAGUGAUAAGUAUGUGGUUGUGGUGCAUUCAUAAAAAUUAUACCUGUAUAAUAUGAUAUUUCCAUAUUUGCUUCACUCAGAAACCUUGAUAUCUUCAACCCUUUUGGUCAAUCCUUUCGCUCCUGAUGUCAUUGUAGUUUCUCCAACCUUAACUAGAAGGUAUGAAUUGAGUGAUGGGUAUUUGGCAUCAGAGAAUUCAGUGCAAAUUGAGAAAUCAACAUUGACUUUGUAUGGAACUGAUGGAAAUAAAAUAUGCAGUAGUAAAAUUAAUUACUAAGUGUUGGCUGCUGAUGAUGCCAAUAUUUAUGAUUUGGGUCAUGAUCCCUUCCCGAGUAUGAUCACAUACCCAGCUGAACCAUUCUUAUUAUAAGAUAUAGCAUCUGGACCAAAUCUUUAAUAUGUCACCCCAGAUUUUAGUUAGGACCAUGUUGAAGUCCAAGUGCAUUUUCUAUGGGAAAUCGAACUCAAGAAUGUCAGUUUGUUCGAUGCUAAAGAUGUUGCAUAUGCAGAUGUCUUAGUUGAUCCUCAUCAUCAUAACAACAAUAAGUUUUAUCUAUUUUUACAACAUAAAAAUAAAACUGUCAUUAUUUGGGAUUGUUAAUCACAUAAUUACCAUGAUAAUCAUACUAACUGUGAGAAGUAGGAUCAAUUUGAUUUACCUGUACAAUUAAGUAGAACCAACUCCUAAUUUGAUUGGAAAACAUUCGAAUAGGAAGUAGUGACUUUCUAAUUCUAAGUCAGUGAUUAUGAAAUCGUAUUUUAUAGUAAUUUUGAUGGCGAUCAUUAGAAAAUAGGUAACAUCACUUACGAGGCUUCACCAGAAUAUAAGAUUACUUCAUUCACAGCUUUAAAGUAAACCAUUUAUGUUGUUUAACAUGCUUAAAAAGAAGUUGAUAUCAUUUUUUCAGUAUCUCCAUCUCUAGUUAAAUAUCCAAUUUAUUCUAAUAUGAUUGAUGAAUAUUAAACAGGUUGUUCUUGGACUCCAAAAAGAGUAUUUGGAAAUUCAUAUACUAAAAGCGACUUCAUAUUUGUUUUGACUGAUGAUUGUGUGAUAGUUGGGGAAUUAAGAACUCAUUUUGUCUUAUUAAAGGCUAUCGCUAUUGAACCUGAAGCUGAAAUUGAAGUUGCAGUAGGUGAAAAGACCUUCUAUAUCAUUUCCAAGGGAAGAAAAGAUACCAUCGAAGAAUUCAACUAUGAAAACCUUAAUGAUAUUUACCCAAUGAAGGCAAUGCCAUUGUAUGGAAGAUAUUCAUUGUAAUCUCCACUCACAAUAGAUUUUGUUUACGAAACUGGAUUCUUAUUUGUGAGAGCCUAUGAUUCUGUUGAGAAAGAGACAGUAAUUUUAAUCUAUGAAUCCAAUGUCUUGUAUAGAAACUCAUUACAUAAGGUAUUAAAAACACAUGAAUUGAUACCUGAUAAAUAAGUGUUAGAGACUGCUGCCUCUGGAUAAGAUCAAAUGUUUGUUUACUUUAAUGAUUUAAAAACUCAAAGAGUUAUAGUAUGCCUGAGGGAUUCAUUGAUGGAAUUGGUGCCAGCUCAAAUGAGUGAUGCUUACACAACAUCAAUGAAAGCAGCUGUAGGUAUUACUAAUACAUUGUCAGAUUCAUAAACAAGUGUAAUAUAUCCAGUUAAAUUUAUUAACACUCAAUCUAUUGUUAGAAUUAACAUUACUCUUUUGGCCAAAACAGUAUUCCAUUUCAAUUCCACUGAGAAUGCUUAAUAUUUGAAUUUCACUAAUGAUGGAUUGUAUUUUGGUCAUGUUACAAAAUUCUAGAUCACUUGCAAAUAAUGUGAUGGUAAACUCAUCAGUAUCCUCAACCCUCUUACUAAAAAUAGUGAAGGAACCUAAUUUGCUAAUUAUGAAAUUAUUGCUGGUGCUGCAUUCAAAGAUUCAGUUGUUUAUUUGGCAGAUCCUAAAUCAUUGGUAUUUUAAAAUAGUGAUGAUGACACUGUUAAAUUUGUCCAUAAGAUAGAACCAGGCACUCAUUGCACUCAACUAACAACUUACAAUGAUUAUAUAUUAGUAACUUGCAUUAACAACGCAGAUACCCUAUUAUACAUCGUUAGUUGUGAUAUUGCAAAAUCAACAUGCACACCUAUUUAAUCAGACACUCCUAAUAUUGGAAUGUUCACUAUAGUAUCCAAAGUUUUGUAUUUAAAUUCGUACCUUUACAUUUUGGAUGCUGAUCAAGAUCAUCCACUUACUAAUAGAGGAGUUCUGUAUGUUUAUUAAUUGACUGUAGAUUAAAAGUGGACUGCUAAGAAUCAAAAAGUAUUUGAUUAUAAAUACUUCAAUCUGCCAACUGUUAAUGACUACUAUAUCACUGAUUUUGAUGUAGUUUAAUUCCAAUAAGGAAAUACCUUCUAUUAGAAGAUUAUGAUUUAAACUGCAAUUGGAUAGAUCUACUUUGUUUAAAUAUACAAUGAUGGGGGUUUGAUAAAAGAUAACCAUAAGUAAGUCUCUAAUCUAGCUUCAUUUUUGAACAAAGAUUACGCAGUCAAAGAAGAUACAAUGUUCUAUUAAAUAAAGUUAUAUAAAAGUGCUACAAAUUAGAAUACCUUCGAUGCAACUGUUAUAACCACUACUAACAAUGUUGCUCAAUAUGCCAUUACAUUUUCAUUUGAUAUCAGCGAUCCUCUUAGCAAGGGUUCACCAUUAAAAGAUACCAGUGUUCCAUUUUUAUUGAAUCAUUAUGGAACUAUGAAGACCUUGAAUAAAUUUGCUAUUGGAUAAGGCCAUGCUGCUGUCCCUUAUUAUAAUUCAUCUCAUAUAAUGAUUAGCAUGUAUUAAUUGCCAGAAACAACAGCCUUAGGCGCUGAUUCAAAGGCUAAAAUGUUGACAAUCUCUGGAGCAGAAAUUAUUAGGCAUAUUGCUUCCAACACUUAAUUCGCUCUUGUUAUCCAAAAACCUACUAAUUAAACUGAGCCCUCUAUUUAUACAAACAUAGAAGAAGAUGCCAAAUCCAAUAAUUAUGUUGUCAAGAAAUAUACUAUUCAUGAUGUUCCUAAAAUUAAAAUAGUUUCUGGAGACAAAGUACAAUCUUAGAUGAUUGAAUUGUAAAUUGAAAAUGAUUACAGUUCUGCACUAGGAGUCUUUGAAAUUAUUAAUAAUAAUAAUCCUCCUCCUCCUGAUGAUGGUGAUGGCGGAAGUUCCCUCGUUUGGCUUUGGGUAAUCUUAGGAAUUUUAGGUGGACUUGCUUUAUUGGGGGGAGCCUUUUUUGUUUAUAAUAAGUUCUUUAGGAAGAAUCCAUAAGUGCCUUCGAGUGCAAAGGUAUCGUUAAUGAACUAAUGA